Dothidotthia symphoricarpi CBS 119687 is the source of this 2729-nucleotide messenger RNA. RefSeq lists its product as uncharacterized. NCBI's taxonomy places the organism in Eukaryota, Fungi, Ascomycota, Dothideomycetes, Pleosporales, Dothidotthiaceae. The record is from RefSeq and is a predicted model, not a curated record. Bases 62 to 2575 code for a protein of 837 amino acids. The transcript is spliced from 3 exons.
CAACUUCUCCACGCAACUCUUGACGCCUUUCGUGUAUACCCAACCACACCCACACUCCACCAUGCACACCACACAACACCCGCCCGCCAGGGCAACGAAUGAUCAACAUACCCCCCUCUCCUUCUCCCGUGCGGACCUCCACGACCUCCUCACACACUACCAGACGCAAAACGACGCCCGGCUAGUCGAGCUCCUCGCGCAGUCCGAGCAGCGCAUCAUCACGCGUGUUAUAGCAGCGAUGCGUACACCUGUUGACAACAAGGGCACGCAGACCACCACGUCUACCAUCACCACCGCUCAAGAAGAUGCAGCGGAAGAACUCCCCAUGCAGCCCUGGACGCCACCCAAAAGCCACACGUUGCGCUCGCGCCGGACCCCGACAGUCUCAUCCCCUCGUGCCGCGCCGGUAGAGACGAGUAGCUAUAAGCGACGAGCGUGUAGACGGGAUGUCGAUGCCGUGGCCAUGGGGUUUGCGGCGCUGAGGGUCCGUGACAAAUUGGGCGAUGCGGAGGCUCUCAAGAUCGCGGGAGACACGCUACUUCCGGAGGAUUCGGAAGAUGAGAGUGAGGAGGAUGAAGAGGAUGGGGAUGGGGCGUCUGUGGUGAGCGUGGUGGGGACGGAGGGGACGGAGGUGUCGCUGUUUGACUUGCCUUCUGUGCCUGUGCCUGAGGAGAAGUAUGUUGGGGAUGGGAACACCAGCUUGGAUGUCGAAGGUGAGGACGAGAACGCGAGCUUGGAUGUUGCAAAUGAGGUCUUGGGUGAAGGACCUCAGGAGGUCAUCAUCUUCACGGCAGUUCCAUCGUCGUCCCUCGAAGACGGCGACAUCAUCUCGGGAGAGGACUCGAUGACCACGCAAACUGCCCUCGUAGCCGCCGAGGAACCUACUCUUACGAUCGAAGAGGAUGAGCAGAUGGCUGAGACGGAUCACCAAGACACUGUUCAUGAAGUGCCUCAGCACAUCGACACCUCCCCUACCACCACUAUGGAAUCAAGCGAGAAUCUCCAAGAAGCCGCGCAAGACUCUCCAAUGGUCGACGUAACGGUCCUCGUAGCCAUCCAAGCCCCCCAACAGCCUCUAUCCGCCGACGCCAUGGAAGGCGUCAAUUCCCACAACGAACCUAGCAAGCAGGAGCCGCCCCCAGACGACGACAUGACAGACGCACCGGCUCCCACCAUCCUGGACAACACAGCCCAGCAGUCUCCCAUCCCGUCCAUCCAGCCCAAUCCCUUCGACAGGAUGCGACACGACAACGCCACAGCUCAUCUGCAGUUCAGCGGGUGGAGUGCAUUAUUCCCCCGUGGAGCGACGACUUCAAAUUCAACCCCGGCUGCGAAGCACAACGUGCCGCAUGUGUACGGGAAUGAAGUCACCAUGGAGGAUGCGAAGCCUUCUGCAACGACAGCGCCGUCUGGGACUACGCCCACGAAUGCCGUGGUAGUUGUCCCACAGGUGGUUCCGUCGGUGGGUGCGUCGUUCAGCGCGCUCCCGGCGUUUGCGCCGUCGCGGAUUGCGGCGAGCUUGGUGGGGAGUCGGAGUAGUGAUGAGGUUCAGGGUGGAGUGGACGGCGCGUCUUCUACUGUCGAGGAGGCGAGUGUAGUCGCCGAGACGCCUGUUUCGACUACCACAGAGGACGAGGAGGCACUUGUAGCGUCUCCAACCACCACUGCGGAAGACCAGCCAGCGCAGUCCCUCACCUCCGACCCUCCCUCACCACUCCCGCCCUCUAGCGCCUCUCCAGAAACCCAACUCAUCGCCCUCCUCUCCCACGCCAUAUCCACCCUCCUCCCCCGCACAUCAGGCCACAUGUUCGCCCUGGACCUCUCCUGCCCGCACACACGCACCAGCGUCCUCUCCUUCCUCGCCACCAAAACCCACUGGCCCAGCUCCCCCACCCCGCUCCCCCCCAGCCUCGAAACCGCACUCUCGCAACUCCAGCACACCCUCGCCCAGAACCUCACCCCCCGCCUCGAAGCCCUGGUAUUCAUGUGCAUCGAAUCAUCUCUCCGGCCGACUCUCGUGCUGAAAAACGACCUGCGCACUAUGAGCACGGCGCCGCAGCGCAGGCGCAAGGCGUAUGCGCUGCUGUCGCGGAUUGUGGGGAGGAAUUUGGCGCUGCUGCAGAGUGGGAGGGUUGGGGGUGUUAUGGGGUGGGGGGAGAUGGGGGGCAAGGUUGUUGAGUUGGAUGGAGUGGCGUUUAAGGCGGGGAGGCGGGGGGCGGGGGUUGCGGAGCAUUUGAAGGCGUAUGGGGAGUGUAUGAGGGGGUUUGCGGAGCAGUGGGGGGAUGUGGGGUUUGUGGAGCGGCUUUUGUUGGAGAGGGAGGAGGAGAGGAGGGAAGGAGAGGAGAAGAAGGAGAGGGAGGUGGAGGUGGAGGUGGAGAGGGCUGCGAGGGCGGCUGCGGGAUUGCCGCCGCUGGCUGUGGUUAAGGUGGCUGUGGUUGAUGGCGAUGGGAUGGCGGUGCAGGGGAAGAAAAAGAAGCGCCCGAUUGGGAAGAUGGAGGUCCCGUUUGUCAUCGCAACGCCGAGUCCGAAGCGUACUCGCAAGUUGGACGGCGACGAGUUGGACGGCGAUGAGUGAGUCAUGUCGAGGAAUUGUUUCGUCUGUUCGUGCUUGGUAUUUUGGACGUUUUCUAUUUUUGGCUUUUUCGCGGGGAAAGAUAACCGGAUAAAAAGAGGAGGAAUCAGGGCAAAGGUUUGGAGACAACGUACAUUCACAAAAGACGUAUAAAAUG